Molecule: messenger RNA, 2335 nt
Organism: Penicilliopsis zonata CBS 506.65
Lineage: Eukaryota; Fungi; Ascomycota; Eurotiomycetes; Eurotiales; Aspergillaceae
Exons: 2
Coding region: 258-1916 (552 amino acids)
Source: RefSeq, a predicted model, not a curated record
UUGAUAGUCGCUCUGGAUCCUCUCGUGCCACAACUAGUAGUAGGCAGACAUACCUCGAAGCAAGGGCAGGAGAGGGGCUGCCCCCUCGUAUAUCAUCACAUCACUUGUUGACUUUGUUGACUUCUGGACGCUCGUUUUCGACUUGUUUAUGAUACCUCGAUAUUGAUAUAGUUGAGAUUCUUUCUUCUUCUUGGCAUCAACGGAUCUUUCCCUAUGAUCGCCCGCUGCUGCUUGUUCACCCACCCUGUUGCCUCGCUAUGUCUCGCGUACUGCAGAGCCCCCCCCCUCACGAUCCGUUAAGGAACCACAACUACCCCCAUCCACUCAACACCUCGCCGCGCCGACCGCUGCGCCGCUCCGAGUCCUCCGUGUUUGACUCUUCCCACGAGGUCCCCGGAACCACGGCGCUGCCCCAGCGCCCAGCAUCUCCGUUGCACGGCGGCGCACGAGGCACUGUCUCGGGCCACCGACGCACGGAAAGCACCUUGAAAACGGUCAUGCGCAAGAUCUUCAGCCGUAACAAAAGACGCAGUGACGCCGACGACGACGGAGACGACCUCAUCUCCCAUCCGUCUAUCGAACGUUCACCCGGGCCGCCAACUGGUCUGUCCAACGGACUGUCAAACGGACUCUCCACAGGACCCCCCGGGGGAGGCACGUUCUAUCAAUCCCCUCGCACGCGGAGCACUACCACUACCGACAGUGGGAGUCCGCUGUACAAGCCGGAUUCCCGUCACAUCGCCCCCCGUGGUGACCUCCGCGGUACCCCUCACCAAUCCCCCAAACUCUUAGAAAGUAUUCCCGACCAGCUGGAAGAGCUGCCGCCCCCGCAUCGGAGGCGUCGUGCGACGCUUCCAAGUAUGGUGUUUCCAGAUGAUGACGCGCGGAGCAUACUGGCGGACAUCGUCAACCACGACCGUCUCACUAGCGAUCAUGAAUCCCAAAGUAGGGCCAGCAGCAUCCAAAAUGCCUCCGGGACCCGCAGCACGUUGCAGUCAAAACGACGCUCUCGUAGUGCGACUGCUCUGCGUGCGGCUGCCAGGGGCCACCACCGCAUGUCGCCCAUCCAGUGGCGACGGUCCAGCGCUGACGCCAGCUACAAGGCACCUCCGACACCGUUUGAGACAGCCUCGGUCACCAGCUACUCGAUUCGCCCGCCCACCCGCACGACCGUGGGCACCGAGUCCAACUGGACCGAAGCCGAGGUCCCCAGCUCCGAGACGGCCCCCGUUGAGACGGAGACAGAGAGUGUGGCCUACGACGUCGGCCAACUGAUGACCACGAUCCAGCACGGAGAUAACGUGACUCUCGAGCAACGAUUGACUACGCUCGAGGUCAAGCUGAUCGACCUUGAAUUCGCCAUUGCCCGCAUGCAAACCCACCAGUGCCCCGAGCCAUCGUCCCCAUCUGGCGACAAAUCAAAGGUCAAGAAAGACUUGCAGGGCCACACGCGCAACAAGGAGUCGGACUCGAUCCCGUCGACAAAGAGCGAGCCGGUCGAGCAUCUGCACCCGCCUCCGCCGCCCCCGCCACCGCGGGAGGACCGACCGGUGAGCACGAGCACAGUCCGGCCGACGACGGGAUACCGCUCGCAGAUGCUCCGGAUGGCGCCUUCGAUGAGCUCGAUGCGCGACUUUGACGGCAUCUCCGUGGAACAGUACAGCGCGCUCGUCACGCUGCUCCGGCGGGAGCAGAGCGCGCGGCGCAACCUGGAGACACAGGUGGCGACAAUGCAGGAAGACAUGCGCCGGCUGCACAAGCUGCUGGGCACGGGGCCGAUGCACCCUGUGCGCAACUCCGACUCACGCGACUUUAUCAACUUCCGCCGGGCCUUGGAUGCCUCGCGAGGGAUCUCCCCUGCACACACCGAUGAGAAUAUCGGUGUGAUCUACGAUAGUGAUUCCGAGAUUGAAUAGCCUAUCGCUUAUUUACAGCUGGCGCUAUACUGCCAGCCCAUCCUACAUCUACCACUGCAGCUGAGCUGUCGGCUUUUUUUUUUUUUCCACCUCAUGAGUCAUUCCCAGUCACAGGGAGAAUGACACGUUACUUGCCUCUUGCCACUGCCUCUCAAGCUUCAAGCUUCAGCCUCGAGCUUCGAGCUUGGAUAUUUUAUUUCGAUGCCCAUUUGUCAUCCUACUGCAGCUUACCGCUCCUUAUACCCUCCGCACCGGCUGCGCCUGUAUUCCUCUCAUCUGUCUAAUGACCUGAUGUUCCAUUACUCUGGCAAUAGUCUUAAGCUAAAAUACAAUAUUGAAGCAUUAUAAUACAGUCGGGACAACCACUAAUCAAUCUCCACGCGCUUCCCAUAGACCAGAGCCGUCCGUCCAAAGAGGGA